CAGAAAUUCGCCUUGAGCUGGCAUAAGCUAUGAUUAGAUUCAUAUUGUUCGUCAACAAACAGGGCCAAACAAGGCUUUCUAGCUACUAUACAUGGAUGAGCAUUCCCGAACGUGUCGCUCUGGAAGCAGAGAUCAUCCGAAAGUGCUUGUCCCGCUCUGAGCUUCAAUGUCAGUUUAUAGAAUACCGGGGGCAUAAAGUCAUUUACCGACGGUAUGCGUCACUAUUUUUCAUUGUGGGUGUAGAAGGAGAUGAUGCCACGGGAAGUGCCCACAGCGUAAGUACAAAUGGUGGGUGCGAGAAUGAGUUGGCCAUCUUGGAAUUUAUCCAUGCCUUGGUGGAGACUUUAGAUAAGUACUUUGAAAGCGUCUGCGAGCUGGACAUAAUGUUCAACUUGGAGAAGGCACAUUUCAUUGUUGACGAAAUGGUAAUUAAUGGACACAUAGUGGACGCCAACAAGACAAAUAUCUUAAAACCAAUACACCUUAUGGAGAAAGCAAGCGCGAGUGAGGAGUCGAUCUUUUCGAGGAGAGGAUAGGGCCUUCGUAUAGCUAAAACGGGAGGAUGCG
Nannochloropsis gaditana CCMP526 is the source of this 567-nucleotide messenger RNA. RefSeq names its product AP-4 complex subunit sigma-1 (gene AP4S1). The transcript has a single exon. Gene Ontology annotation, biological process: vesicle-mediated transport; protein transport. The record is from RefSeq and is a predicted model, not a curated record. Gene Ontology annotation, cellular component: intracellular membrane-bounded organelle. Bases 30 to 536 code for a protein of 168 amino acids.